Molecule: messenger RNA, 828 nt
Organism: Saitoella complicata NRRL Y-17804
Lineage: Eukaryota; Fungi; Ascomycota; Saitoellomycetes; Saitoellales; Saitoellaceae
Exons: 1
Coding region: 143-580 (145 amino acids)
Source: RefSeq, a predicted model, not a curated record
UUCCUUUUGCGGCAAACUUGAUACUUCGACUAGCGCGGAGCAGAGCUCGUCACGGGAGCAACCCGAACAUUUGUCAAGGCGCCCAUAGUUCUCCAAUCCUAGCAUCUGUCUGUAACCGGCCGUCCUGACCGGCUUUGCCGUCAUGAAGCUUGCUAUCGCCGCCGCUGCUCUUGCUGCUUUCCUUCCGGCUCUUGGAGCAUCCCCGACCGAAUUUCGCCGAGAUCUCCCCACAAACAGCAAGAGUCUUUCGCUCUCCCUACACAAGCACGCCCCGCCCCGGACUCGAAUGUUGCGCACGGUUCAGAGAAAUAUGCGGUACACGACCCUUUGGCGCUCCACAAAGAUUAAUCUUACACGAAAAGUGAGCAACCCGCACAGAGUCACUGGACGUCCGGGUGUACAUCGGUACCCCUCCACAGAAGUGCACAUGUUGGUCAGCACCCAUUCUGCGCACACAUGGGUUGAGGCUCCAACCCCAGAGCUCUGUGAUACAGGAGCAUGCUCUUACCCUGGGGUCUACAACAACUAUAGCUCCUCAUCCUAUGGGGAAAUCCAGCAUAAACAACUGUGGAUGAACUGAGGCAACGAUGUUAUCGCUGAGGACGUGUGAGCUAAGGAGACCUUCACCUUGGGUCUUGACCUGGAGUUGUAUAAUGUCACGUUCGGGUACCCUUACAUAAUGCCCGGGAUCAGAGUAAGUACUCUUGGUUUGAGACUGGAACCGCACGAAGCUACCGAUGGUUGGCACUAUCCGACUUUUGUUGAUCAGCUUUACGAACAAGGCUUGAUCGGAGGUUGCUUCUUCCGCCUCAAUCUUGGCCAAUACCA